This is a messenger RNA of Rana temporaria (common frog), 1460 nucleotides long. RefSeq names its product putative nuclease HARBI1. Lineage: Eukaryota; Metazoa; Chordata; Amphibia; Anura; Ranidae. The transcript is spliced from 2 exons. Bases 558 to 1460 code for a protein of 300 amino acids. The record is from RefSeq and is a predicted model, not a curated record.
AUUGAUUAAUGUAUCUCUUAUCAUUUAGCUGGAAGGAAUCUCCUAACUGCCCCUAUGAUGAUGAUGAGUAACAAAGCAUUGAGUUUUCCAUCCUGACACCACAAUGCCUGGAGCCCUCUUCUGACGUUGGUUGGAUGCAUCUGUCUUUCCAGUGCGAGACAAUGAUGACACAAUGGGGUCAAUUCACAAAGCUUUUUUUGCCGAUACCGGUCGUUAUGUAAACGAUUUCACACGUUAUUGAAGCAAGUCCAAUUCACUAAACGACUUAACGCUUGUAAAAAUCAUCAAAUAACGUUUCACUACACGGAACCGAUAUUUUUAGUUUUGAGUCGUUAUUGAACGUAUUGAUCGUUGUUUUAACGACUCAAAUCGUUAAAUAUGUACAGAAGUGCAAUUCACAAAGGUUUUUUAGACAGUUAACGAUCGCUAAGCAAUUGUUAAAUAAGCACCUCCCUGAGGGUGGCGUUAUGACAUUUCCCAGGCGAUAUUUCAUUUGUUGAGAGGAAUUUUUUGGCGGUUCAGGCUUGUAGUAAAUUUUGUUAGGAGUUUUGUGCAAGAUGGAACCAUUUGGAUGUGCUCUAUUUGAACUGAAACUGAUCCAGAGGCGAAGAAGGACACGUCAGAAUGUUGUUCAGAUAGAGAAACGUGUAUUCCGUUCACGUACCUUUUUGGAUCAAUUUACUGAAACCCAGGUGAUAGCCAAAUUCAGAUUAUCCUCUCCCAUGAUACAUUCCCUGUAUGAUGAAAUACACUUGGCCCUAGAAACACGCACGCGGAGAAGUAAUGCAGUACCAGGUCUUGUGCGUUUUUUGGCAGUACUUCAUUUUUUAGGAAAGGCCUCAUACCAACAUGUCAGUGGUGAGAUUGUUGGCAUCUCACAACCCAGUUUUUCCCGCUGCUUGGUGGAGGUCCUGCAAGCACUGCGACAACUUGCUCCAAAAUACAUACACAUGGGCAAGUCACGUGAAGAGCGGGAUCAAAUUAAACGUGGUUUUUUUGACCUAGCAGGAAUGCCCAAUGUCAUUGGGGCAAUAGACUGCACCCAUGUGCCAUUAUGUCCCCCAUCAGAACAGGAGCACAUCUACCGAAACCGUAAGGCUUACCAUUCACUCAACAUCCAGGUGAUCUGUGAUUCAAACCUCAUAAUCCGUGAUGUUGUCACCGGCUUUCCAGGAUCCUGUCAUGAUGCCCAUAUAUUGCGCCAAUCGGGAAUAUAUGAUACUCUGGACAAGGACUUAGAAAAUAAUGGAUGGCUGCUGGGAGAUGCUGGUUACCCCUGUCUACCAUGGCUCUUAACACCUAUCAACAGGCCAUCCUCUCCUGCAGAAGCAGCUUACAAUGUUGCUCAUACCAAAACACGAGUGGUUAUCGAAAGAUGCUUUGGUGUCCUAAAGAGCCGUUUCCGUUGCAUGUCCUUGUCUGGUGGAUUCCUUCAGUAUUCCCCCAGUAAGGUACAGUAG